AUGUUCGCCGCCAGAUUGCCCCGACGACUGCCAAUCAGAACAUGGUCAGCGCGCCAAAUAGCGACGACCAGCGCAAGGCGGUCGGACGCCCUCUUCGUUCACCGUGACAAUGCGUACAAUAACCCCAAGAUACCGUUCGAGUUUACACCGGAAAACAUGAAGCGUGCCGAGGAUAUCAUCUCCCGGUAUCCUCCCCAAUACAAGAAGGCCGCGAUCAUUCCGCUUUUGGAUCUCGGACAGCGGCAGAACAAAGGCUGGACAAGCAUUAGUGUCAUGAAUCAUGUCGCCAAGCUUGUGGAGGUCCCCCCAAUGCGUGUAUACGAGGUCGCGACGUUCUAUACAAUGUUCAACAGGGAGCCAAUAGGCGAACACUUCGUACAAGUCUGUACCACAACGCCAUGCAUGUUACAGGGAUCCGAAGGGGUGUUGGACACAGUUUGCAAACAGCUGGGUGGAAUUAAACCGGGACAGACAACGAAAGACGGCAAAUUCACUGUGGUCGAAGUUGAAUGUCAGGGAGCAUGCAGUAACGCUCCCAUGAUGGUUAUUGGCGACGACUUCUAUGAGGACCUUUCGGUAGACACCACCAAGAAAAUCAUCGAAGCGUUCCAGCGGGGCGAGAAGCCCAAGCCUGGCCCACAGAGCGGUAGACUCACGAGCGAGAACUCGGCUGGCCUAACAACUCUUACUUCAAAGCCUUACGGUCCCGGCGAGUUCUGUUUACCAGAAUUCCAGUAG
Messenger RNA from Pleurotus ostreatus (oyster mushroom), 738 nucleotides. RefSeq lists its product as uncharacterized. The record is from RefSeq and is a predicted model, not a curated record. The transcript has 6 exons. Lineage: Eukaryota; Fungi; Basidiomycota; Agaricomycetes; Agaricales; Pleurotaceae. Gene Ontology annotation, molecular function: NADH dehydrogenase activity. The coding region runs from base 1 to 738 and encodes 245 amino acids.